AGUUCUAGACGUUGUCUUUCCAUUUUAAGAAUUUCAUAGGACAUUGACCAAUGACCAGCAUGGCUGCGCCCGCGCCAGCGCCUCGCGACCAGGUAGCAGCCGAUGUCUAUACUGAGCUCUCGCAGGCGCUCGACUCUGUCCAGGCAGCCGGCACCUUUGCUGCCUUUGCUAAGAUCAAGGAGGCAAUUAUCAAGCCCUUCUUCGUUCAAGAUGUCGGCCCGGUUGACUUCCCGCUCCAAGAAUCCACGGCGCGUCAAUUGAUUGAGAAGGCGCGCCAAGCUCCCUACGGCAAGGGCAGCGAGACCUUCGUUGAUACGUCGGUCCGCAAUACCUGGGAGCUGGAUGCCUCUCAGCUCGACCACAUGGUCCCCCAGUGGACUCCGACCGUUGAUAGUGCCUGCAAGUGGGCCGCCAAGCAGCUGGGGAUAACGGUCCCCAUCACGGCCCAGCUGUACAAGAUGUUGAUCUACGAGGAAGGUGCCAUGUUCAAGGCCCAUACCGACACCGAAAAGGUUCCUGGCAUGUUUGGCACUCUCGUCAUCUGCCUCCCGUCAGAACAUCAAGGCGGCGACCUCGUCCUUAAGCAUCGCGAUGUCACCAAGAUCUUUAAAACUUCCGAGGCUCAGCCUUCGAUGGCCUGCUGGUACUCGGACGUCUCCCACGAGGUGCUGCCCGUCACUUCCGGCCGCCGCUGGGUCCUGACCUACAAUCUCGCCAUCUCGCAUCCUCUCCACAGCCGGCCCUGCGCCGCGCUCAACGCUCCGAGACACGACAAGGUCAGAAGAGCCUUGGCUGCGUGGUUGGGCCUUCGGAGCCGCGAAGGCGACGGUGCCCACUCCGGCUACCUGUACUAUCUGCUCGACCACACGUAUACAGAGGCCAACAUCUCGCUCAACGCGCUGAAAGGCGCCGAUCGUUCCCGGAUGCAAUGUCUAAACGACGUGUGCAGUGACCACAACGCUACUCUACUUCUUGGCGUGCUGGAGAAGGAGGAGUUCGGAGGUUGCGCGGAAGUCUAUGAUGGCCCCCACGGUGGUCGCGGGGGGGGGGGGCGGCGUGGUUACUUGGGCGAUAAUGGCGAAGAUGAUGACGACAUUGAGGACGAAGAUUCUGAGUGGCAUCCAUUUGUGGAUGUUUUCGAGACCGACGUGAGCAUCAAGAAGCUCGUCAACCCCGAAGGACGUACCCUGCGAACCGGCUUGAAAAUCGACACGGCUGAGCUCGAAGGAAACCUCAUCCAGGAUUAUGCCGACCCGUUCGAGACGGCGGAUCAUGGCGAGAGGGACUAUUCGGGUUUCACGGGUAAUGAGGGAGUGUCUGCCCGACAUUGGUACCGGGUGACGAUCGCCGUAAUUGUAGCCAACGAUGCUGUGGACGAAUUUCUUACAAAGGCCAUCACGAGAACCGAUGCGCAAGGCCUUUUGCCCAAAUACCUUCUACGGUGCUCCGACCCGAAGAAUCGCGCCUCGGUCAUGAAGACGGUGCAAUACCUUGCCCAACGUGCUUGGUCAUCGGCAAGCUCCACUAGUGCCGCAGAGAACUAUGUGUACAUCCCCGAGUCGGAGUUCAGCAUGGAAGUUGUUUUGCAAUUUCUGGAGACUGUCUUGCUCUGCCAGCAGUACGAGCUGUUUAGCAAGGCCCUAGGCUGGUUCAGAACCCGAGUGGGGACCCCGCUGUUUGCGCUGGUCAAGACGGCCGCAGCUGAGGAACUGUUUGACUUUACCAAAGUGAAAGACAGUCUCCUCCAGAACUUGUCCAUUUGUUCGCUGGCUGCCCGUCCAGCGCUCUUGUCAUCGCUCGUGUCUUUGAAUGGAGAUAACCGCAGUCUUUACAUCCGGGAUUGGGCAGCCAACGAAGCUGUUCCUGCCGCCAUAGACGAUUGCUUGCGGUUACAAAAGGUGACUGAGGCUGAUGGGAGCGCAUUGGCCACCAUGGUCGAAGAGUACCAUGACCUUGACUAUCUGAGUACAAAGUUGAUUCCUGCCAUUGAGAAACGGGCUGCUUUGACCCCCUUUGCAUUGGCUGCUUUCUUGAAAUGUGUCUCUUUCGCCGACAGGGGUGCCGAUCAGAUGCCUGUCCACACCGCCGUUCUUGAGCUUUGCAAGCCAUUGCUGGAGUCUGUCAUCAAUUCCAUGGACGUUGGCACCUUGCGCAGCAAAAACGGCGCAGCGCAAACGGCCGCCACUACAAAGGCCCAGAGAUACAGCUACUACCAGGAAUAUCGUUAUAGCCGCUCGGAACCCCAGGCUCUCGAGUUCUUAAUUAGCCCCAGUCUGCUGGCCGAAUGCGUUUCCCGUUGUAUCCAGCUCGGCUGGAAUGAAUCGUCAAUGCUUCUGUGCCGCAGGAUCGUCGACAGAGCCGGCCUCAUCCCCGUGCCCGAGUUCCGUCACCUCUGGAUCCCCUUCAUUCACCGCUUGAUGUCCACCCUCGAGGAAAACCGGGUGCCACUUUCGACUCCCCGCUACCAGGAAGUCGCCUGUGCCAUUCUAGAGCUAUACCUGGACGUGGCGGUUGGAAAGGAGCCCAGCGGCGAAGUCAACUACAGCCAAAGACCCGUUAACCCAAAUUGCUAUUGCACUGACUGCCCUGCGAUGGAUCGGUUCCUCGCGUCGAACCAGCGCGAGUGGCAGUUCCCCGCCGCCGAGAGGCGCCGCCGGCACAUUCAAACCGUGCUGGAGUCGAGAGGCGCGGGCUGCUCGUUCAACACGCUGCGGUACAGCAGCCCGCACACGCUCGUCGUCACUAAGAAUAUUGAUUCCGGCGCCAGGGCGAAGAGAGAGUGGACCGACAAGUUCACCCAGGCCUGGGACGACAUCACCAAGUUCGAUCAGGAGAAGCUGAAGGUGCUCCUUGGUGCGCACUACGAGAGGAUCACGAGCAUGCGCCAUCUCCGCUUCCCUGGCACCGGAACUGCAGCUCAAGCGCAGCAAACUAUAGCGGAGAGGCCGCGACAGGCAGGUGGCACGGCUGCCCAGCCUAUCGUCAUUAGAGACUCUCCAUUUGCGGGUAUGAAGCGGAGAGCUGUAGACUGAAAACCGGACUGGAUGUCGUGCUUGUGUAACUGCAGUGACGACUGACGGGGCCAUGUAUAGGGUUAUAGGGGCUGACCUCACGGCAUUCCAAGUAGGCGUCAAUGUGGCCAAGCAAUGGGGAAAUUGCUAUGUGUCGGAAGGAGCCGCACCUAAGCCACAUAUGGGCGCAGGUGGCGCACAUGCUAGACCGUUUACAGCCUAGACUGUGUCAGCCG
Messenger RNA from Lasiosphaeria miniovina, 3247 nucleotides. RefSeq lists its product as uncharacterized. The transcript is spliced from 6 exons. Bases 51 to 3032 code for a protein of 993 amino acids. The record is from RefSeq and is a predicted model, not a curated record. Lineage: Eukaryota; Fungi; Ascomycota; Sordariomycetes; Sordariales; Lasiosphaeriaceae. Gene Ontology annotation, molecular function: L-ascorbic acid binding; oxidoreductase activity, acting on paired donors, with incorporation or reduction of molecular oxygen; iron ion binding.